Adineta ricciae is the source of this 522-nucleotide messenger RNA. NCBI's taxonomy places the organism in Eukaryota, Metazoa, Rotifera, Eurotatoria, Adinetida, Adinetidae. The record is from the annotation of a GenBank genome assembly.
AUGCAAUCGUUAAACCAUUUGGUUAAGGCAGGUAAAGUAUUCUAUUUAGGAGUAAGUGACUCAUCUCCAUGGGUUGUUACGAAAGCCAGCCAAUAUGCAAGAGAUCAUGGACUUCGUCAAUUCUCAGACUAUCAAGGUCUUUACAAUGCUGCAGAGCGAGAUGCAGAACGAGAAAUUUUACCAAUGUUACUAGAUGAAAGUUAUAGAAAAAUAACAACUAUAAAACGUAAUAAGAAACGAAGAGAACGUGAUUCGGAAAUCUUUCGUAAUAUUAUGAUAUCGUUUAGUGUUUAUUUUCUCGGUGGUGUUCCGUAUCUGAUUUACACAUUUACAGAUAAUGAAUUUCUCUAUUCACUUGGCGUGGUUUCGGUUACAUUUGCUGUCAAUAUAGAGAAAUUAGUUAUUGUAUAUCUUGAUCGAGAAAUUCGAAAUAUUGUUAGGAAUUAUUUUUGUCAAAGACAGACUCGAGUUAUACCUGUGACACUGAAUGCCAUGUUUACUGUUCGUCAGUUAGGAUCUUGA